This is a messenger RNA of Corvus hawaiiensis (hawaiian crow), 2603 nucleotides long. It is a transcript of the gene COL8A1, whose product is annotated as collagen type VIII alpha 1 chain. The transcript is spliced from 5 exons. The record is from RefSeq and is a predicted model, not a curated record. Lineage: Eukaryota; Metazoa; Chordata; Aves; Passeriformes; Corvidae. Gene Ontology annotation, molecular function: protein binding. Bases 369 to 2588 code for a protein of 739 amino acids.
ACAUAAAAGCCAAGUGCAUGCUACCAGCAGCAGAUCAGAGCACUUUCUCAGUCCUCCACUGUUUUGAGCCAGUGAUCUUCUCUCCUUGGAUCUUGUGUACUCAAGAAAAGAAAAUGCAGAUUGUCAGAAUCCUUCAAAUUUGAUACUCGGCAUUGUUACGAUCUCUUCAUUACUGGAUGUUGAGCCUGGAUAUCAGAAUUGGUAUAGUGAAGUACUCUCCUAUUAAAUUGAGCUUUCUUUUCCCCCUAGGGACCAACUUAAAAUCAACUAAGUAACACCAGGCCUAACACAAUCAGAAAAUCUAGGUCUCUUAGAGUGAAAAGGAACCAACCUGUCCUUCUUCUGCCCUGUCCUGAAAUCUUAAUGUGAUGGCCGCGCUGCUCUUCCCUCUGCAGCUGCUGGCAGUGGCUGUCACUGUUUACCUAGAGCUGGUGAGGUCUGCUCAAGGUGGUGCCUACUAUGGAAUCAAGCAGCUGCCACCUCAGGUGCCCCAGUACCAACCCCUCGGACAACAAGUACCUCACAUUCCGCUGGGCAAAGAAGGCAUCCCGAUGCAGCACCUGGGCAAGGAGAUGCCCCACAUGCAGUAUGGGAAGGAGUACCCCCAUCUGCCUCAGUACAGGAAGGAGGUCCCACAGAUGCCCAUGCUUGGCAAGGAUAUGGCUCCCAAGAAAGAGAAAGAAAUUCCCAUGCGCAGUCUGAGGGGUGAGCAAGGCCCCCCUGGUGAGCCUGGACCAAGAGGGCCACCAGGGCCACCAGGAUUACCAGGUCAUGGUGUGCCAGGAGCCAAAGGAAAACCAGGCCCACAAGGAUACCCAGGAAUUGGAAAGCCGGGUUUGCCAGGGAUGCCAGGAAAACCAGGGGUCAUGGGGCCCCCAGGGCCAAGAGGGGAGAUGGGGCCCAAGGGGGAGAUUGGGCCCAUGGGGAUACCCGGACCGCAAGGACCACCAGGGCCUCAUGGGCUUCCUGGCAUAGGGAAGGCGGGUCCUCCAGGGCUGCAGGGACAGCCAGGGCCAAAGGGUGAGCCUGGGAUGAAGGGGCCACCAGGAAUCCCUGGGAUCCCAGGGCCAAAAGGGGAGAAGGGGGUUGGGAUCCCGGGUUUGCCAGGUCUGAAGGGUCCACCUGGGCUGCCUGGUCCCCCUGGUCCCGUGGGGCUGCCGGGGGUCGGCAAACCAGGCAUGGUUGGCUUCCCUGGCCCACAGGGACCCCUGGGCAAACCUGGACCCCCAGGAGAGUUAGGGCUCCAGGGGCCUCCAGGGGCCCCCGGGAUCCAAGGCCCUCCCGGCCCACCUGGCAUUGGCAAACCAGGCCAGGAUGGCAUACCUGGCCAGCCGGGCUUCCCGGGUGGCAAAGGGGAGCAGGGAUUGCCAGGCCUGCCCGGGCCCCCUGGUCUCCCUGGAGUUGGGAAGCCAGGCUUCCCUGGGCCCAAAGGGGAGCGAGGUGUGGGUGGUCUGCCUGGCCCCCUGGGGCCAAAGGGGGAGAAGGGGCAUGCGGGGCCACCUGGCAUGGGAGGGCCACCAGGGGAGCCAGGCCAGCCAGGACUGCCAGGCAUCAUGGGCCCUCCAGGGGCUGCUGGUUUCCCAGGACCUAAAGGAGAGGGGGGUGCUGUAGGGCCACCAGGACCAGUCGGCCCCAAGGGAGAACCUGGCCUGCAGGGUUUUCCAGGAAAGCCAGGCUUUCCUGGGGAAGUGGGUGGCCCUGGGCUGCGGGGGCUGCCAGGCCCCACAGGACCCAAAGGAGAAGCCGGACACAAAGGCUUGCCGGGGCUGCCGGGUGUCCCAGGGCUUGUGGGGCCAAAGGGUGAGCCCGGGCUCCCCGGUGCUCAGGGGCUUCAGGGCCCCUCGGGCAUCCCAGGCAUCGCGGGACCCAGUGGUCCCAUCGGCCCCCCCGGGCUGCCAGGGGCGAAGGGCGAGCCAGGCAUGCCCGGCCCCCCUGGCUUCCCUGGGGUAGGCAAACCUGGUGCUGCGGGGCUGCAGGGACCCCCGGGAAAACCUGGGGCGCUCGGUCCGCCUGGUCAGCCGGGGCUCCAGGGGCCACCGGGCCCCCCCGGGCCCCCAGGUCCACCAGUCGUCAUCCCACCCACUCCACCAGCCGUGGGACAGUACCUGCCUGAGGUGGGGCCAGGGAUCGAGGGCUUGAAGCCCCCCUACAGCUACAAGGGCAAGAAAGGCAAGGCUGGUGGCAUUGUCUACGAGAUGCCCGCGUUCACGGCAGAGCUCCUCACCCCCUUCCCCCGCGUCGGGGUGCCUGUGAAGUUCGACAAGCUCCUGUACAACGGCCGGCAGAACUACAACCCCCAGACGGGGAUCUUCACCUGCGAGAUCCCCGGCGUCUACUACUUCGCCUACCACGUCCACUGUAAAGGCGCCAACGUGUGGGUGGCCCUGUACAAGAACAACGAGCCGCUCAUGUACACCUACGACGAGUACAAGAAGGGCUUCCUGGACCAGGCUUCGGGCAGUGCCGUGGUGCAGCUGAUGCAUGGAGACAAGGUUUACGUUCAGAUGCCAUCCGAGCAGGCGGCAGGACUCUAUGCCGGGCAGUACGUUCAUUCGUCUUUUUCAGGAUAUUUAUUGUAUCCCAUGUAAAACAAAACAAACAGA